GGGAUCAGGGAGGGGGUGCAGGAUGCUGAUGCUGAACAGGCCAAGCUGGAAGGAAAGAAGAAAGGGAGGGGAGGGAAGAAUCGAGGACUGACGGCCUAGCCAGGCCAAGAAUGCAAUUGCCCCCGUGGUGGGAGCUGGAAGACCCUUGUGCUUGGACGGGACAGGGUCGGGGGACACGCAGGAUGAGCCCCGCGACCACUGGCACCUUCUUGCUGACAGUAAAAUAUGGAACGAGACAGAUGAGAGAAUGAACAGAGGAAGACUUGACAGUUUGGUUCUAAGCAUUUUUAUUAAGCUGUGCUGAUGGCAUAAGUGGAACAGUUAACUGGAAGACCAAACAGGCCAACAGUUUUAUUAUCAGCAGAAAAGUGGCUGCUGGGAAGAAAGAUGUGUACACUAUUUUCUCCAAGGUCCACUCUGAUCGGAAUGUGUACCCGUCUGCUGGAGUCCUCUUUGUUCAUGUUUUGGAAAGAGAGUAUUUUAAGGGGGAGUUUCCACCUUACCCAAAACCUGGUGAGAUUAGUAAUGACCCCAUAACGUUUAACACAAAUCUGAUGGGUUACCCAGACCGACCUGGAUGGCUUCGAUAUAUUCAAAGGACUCCUUAUAGUGACGGAGUCCUAUAUGGGUCUCCAACAGCUGAAAGUGUGGGGAAACCAACAGUCAUUGAGAUAACUGCCUACAAUAGGCGCACCUUUGAGACUGCAAGACAUAAUUUGAUCAUUAAUACAAUGUCCGCAGAAGAUUUCCCGUUACCAUAUCAAGCAGAAUUCUUCAUUAAAAAUAUGAAUGUAGAAGAAAUGUUGGCCAGCGAGGUACUUGGAGACUUUCUUGGGGCAGUGAAAAAUGUGUGGCAGCCGGAGCGUCUCAACGCCAUAAACAUCACGUCGGCUCUAGACAGGGGCGGCAGGGUUCCACUUCCCAUUAAUGACAUGAAGGAAGGAGUUUAUGUCAUGGUUGGUGCCGAUGUCCCAUUUUCUUCCUGUUUACGAGAAGUUGAAAAUCCACAGAACCAACUGAGAUGCAGUCAAGAAAUGGAGCCUGUAAUAACAUGUGAUAAAAAAUUUCGUACUCAAUUUUACAUUGACUGGUGCAAAAUUUCAUUGGUUGAUAAAACAAAGCAAGUGUCCACCUAUCAGGAAGUGAUUCGUGGAGAGGGGAUUUUACCUGAUGGUGGAGAAUACAAACCCCCUUCUGAUUCUUUGAAAAGCAGAGACUAUUACACGGAUUUCCUAAUUACACUGGCUGUGCCCUCGGCAGUAGCACUGGUCCUUUUUCUAAUGCUUGCUUAUAUCAUGUGCUGCCGACGGGAAGGAGUGGAAAAGAGAAACAUGCAAACACCAGAUAUCCAAUUGGUCCAUCACAGUGCUAUUCAGAAGUCUACCAAAGAGCUUCGUGACAUGUCCCAGAAUAGAGAGAUAGCAUGGCCGCUGUCGACGCUUCCUGUGUUUCACCCUGUAACUGGGGAAAUCAUACCUCCUCUACACACAGACAGUUACGAUAGCACUCACAUGCCGUUGAUGCAAACGCAGCAGAACUUGCCACAUCAGACUCAGAUUCCACAACAGCAGACUGCAGGUAAAUGGUAUACCUGAAGAAAGAAAACUGACCGAAGCAAUGAACUUAUAAUCUGACAAAAUAGCUGUUAUCUCUUUCUUCUUUUUUCUUCCAAUAAUGCAUGGGCUUCUGUGGCAUAUGAUGUGCAUGUUGACAGUAUUAAGUAUAUACCAGAUAAUACAGCAUAACUUUCAUUUUACUAAUGUAUUUUUUUUGUACUUAAAGCAUUUUUGACAUUUUGUAAAACACCGAUGAAUUUAUAUUUGUUACAAUAAAAAGUUGUCUUUAAAAUAAAUAUUAAUGAAGC
Molecule: messenger RNA, 1864 nt
Organism: Trichechus manatus latirostris (Florida manatee)
Lineage: Eukaryota; Metazoa; Chordata; Mammalia; Sirenia; Trichechidae
Gene: SGCE
Product: sarcoglycan epsilon
Exons: 13
Coding region: 555-1595 (346 amino acids)
Cellular component (GO): membrane; sarcoglycan complex
Source: RefSeq, a predicted model, not a curated record